Messenger RNA from Lepisosteus oculatus (spotted gar), 4075 nucleotides. It is a transcript of the gene efnb2a, whose product is annotated as ephrin-B2a. Gene Ontology annotation, biological process: axon guidance; ephrin receptor signaling pathway; blood vessel morphogenesis. The record is from RefSeq and is a predicted model, not a curated record. Gene Ontology annotation, cellular component: plasma membrane. Gene Ontology annotation, molecular function: ephrin receptor binding. NCBI's taxonomy places the organism in Eukaryota, Metazoa, Chordata, Actinopteri, Semionotiformes, Lepisosteidae.
UUGGAGGUAGCACACAACAGAGCUGCUGUUCCCCACCCCCUCAGUGUCGCAAGGGUACGCUAUCCAUCUUCAUAUGUUACCAGCCAAUAAAGGCGGUUUUGUUAAAAGCUGCUUUUAUUUUUUUGUGGAGAAACAUAUCUACGGGAUCAAAUAUCUACUGCGCUCCAGGAAACCUUUGCACCUAGGUCAAUUUUUCUUUGCACACUGGACAAAAACGUGGAUAUAUAACAUCUUUCUGUUGUUGAAGGACAUCUGCAGCAGUUCAGUCUCCUGUUCUAAGGGUGGCCGCAUCUGUAAAAAGGAUUAACACCCCAUGAUCUGGAAGAGACUUCAGGGCAUCGUUUUGGAACAGGAUCUGUCCUAUAUUUAUGAUCAUUUUCAUCUUUGCAAACGUGCACGUUCACUUUAGAACUAAUUCAGAAAAGAUCCUUUGGUGGAUUCGCUACUCUUUAAGGAUUAGGAAUAUAGGAGUUUAUUCGGAAGAGAAUCAUUUACGUCCUGAGUGGGAAGGGUGAUCGAUCAUGAAAGCAAUAAUGAGGGAUUCGACUUGGAAAUACUGUUUUGGAGUUUUGAUCAUUGCCUGCAAGGUGGUUUUGUCCCGUACGGCGGUUUUGGAAUCCAUCUACUGGAACACUACGAAUUCCAAAUUCAUUCCUGGACAAGGAUUGGUUUUAUAUCCACAAAUAGGAGACAAGAUGGACAUUGUUUGCCCAAGGGUGGAUUCUGGUUCUGGGGAGCAAGUGGAGUAUUAUAAAUUGUACAUGGUUCCAAGAGAGCAAGUGGAAAGCUGUUCCAUCACCAAAGCAGACACACCUCUACUGAACUGCGUCAAGCCUGAUCAAGAUGUUAAGUUUACUCUCAAAUUUCAAGAAUUUAGCCCAAACCUGUGGGGCCUGGAAUUUUUAAGAAAUCAUGACUAUUUCAUUAUAUCUACAUCCAAUGGAACAAUGGAAGGUCUAGAAAAUCAAGAAGGAGGAGUGUGUCAGACAAAAUCCAUGAAGAUUAUAAUGAAGGUCGGGCAAGAUCCUAACGAACCCAUAUCACCAAAAGAUUACCCAACUCGAAAUCCACCAAAACACCAUGACGGUGAAAAAGACCAUGAAAACGAAGUAACGAACAACGCUGAAGACAAGCCUGGUAAUGGACCCAGGACAGGGCCCAACAAUGAUAAGGAAGGACAAUCAUCAAGUAUCAUUGGCUCAGAGGUAGCACUUUUUGCAGGAAUUACCUCAGGCUGUGUCAUUUUCAUUGUCAUCAUUAUCACAUUAGUGGUCCUCCUGCUGAAGUACAGGCGGAGACAUCGGAAGCACUCUCCGCAGCACACAGCCACCCUUUCCCUCAGUACACUGGCAACACCUAAGCGAGGGGGAAACAACAAUGGCUCUGAGCCAAGUGACAUCAUCAUCCCACUACGAACUGCAGACAGUGUGUUUUGUCCCCAUUAUGAGAAGGUGAGCGGAGACUAUGGACAUCCAGUGUAUAUAGUUCAAGAGAUGCCUCCUCAGAGUCCGGCAAACAUAUAUUACAAGGUUUGAGACACAUGGUGAAACAUGGUGAUGUUGUCAUUGUAUUUUUUCUUUAGAGGAUUAUUACUUUGAAGAACUCCUGGUCAGCAGCUUUCCAGAUGAGCUAUUUGAGCUCUUGUUGUGCACUAAUAACUGACUUUAAACAAUGAGACAGCCUCAGAAAUGAAGGGAGGAUGAGUGGAUCUCUGUGAUUUCUUCAGUAAGCUCAAGGAAGGUAUAAUGACAGAAAUGAGCACAUUCUGAUUAAUAUUGUUAUUCACUUCUCUACAUGGGACAUUUGAUGGAAUAUAACUUAAAACAGUGAUUCAUAAACAGCAACAUGAGGCUCUGCAAGCUCCUUAUGCUUUACCUCUGGACUUCAUACUAAUUUCUUCAGUCUUGCUUAAUUUGUUUGAACCUCAUCUUCUCUUUACCCACUACCUCCUUUCAUUAUUCUUACUUCUGUGACGUUAUCUAGAGGUUUGUUUUGUGUUUUUCAGUAUUCUUCACACAAAAAUUGAAUAGUGAACAAAACACAUAUUUGCAUAUUGUUGAUCAUUCCACACUAUGGGCACACUGCAAUGGAGAGUAUCAGAUCAUGCAGAGGGUUAUGAGGAAGAUGGUGUUUGACGAUAGUGUAUUAAUGGAGUCUACACUAGGAGGUCAUUUGUGAAUUUCACCACAAAAAAGGAUUCCUGCCUUCUGAAGUGGUAGCCUGUUGCAAACUUAAAUGAGAGAAGUAGAAGUUGCAGUACCAUGCAGUGCAACCAGCAGCAACAUGGGCCGCUACAACUAUGGCAAAAGGUGGAGGAUGCCACACUUUGUGAUUGAAAGAUGCAGGAUUUCUCAAGCAUCUCCUAGGGAGAAAUGCUGAAACAUAAUGGAAGGACAGCCAGAGGCAACACUGAAUGGUGGAAAAAAAUGGCUUUGUGUUGCCAUGGCAAAUGUAACUGUAGGUACAGGCAAUAAGAAAACUGCCUUACUGAUGAUUUAAAGAAUCCUAGUCUACUUUUGCUAAGUAGACUUAGGUACUUCAGUGACUGUUCUGUGAGCAUCCUGCCGUGCUGGUGCUGUAGGAUUCACAGCAGUUUGUUGGUGCUCUGUUCAACAUAAGCACAGGAAUAACUUGCAAGAUUUUUUCUUUUCUGAUAAAAAAAUGUACAUUUAAGGGGAGAUAAAAGAUUUAUUUAUGAAUUACGUAUAGAGCACAGAAUUUACUGAGUAUAAUAAAUAAAUAAUAUAUACUGGUAAAUGCACAUUAUGCAAGCUAGGUUAUCUUUUUCAAAAACCCUAUUUUGUUAUUCUUCAAGUCUGAGCUGCCUUUCUUUGGUGAUUGGAGGAAGUCUGAGAACAGUCCUUCACAGAGUACAUAUGAUCUCAAAAUAGCUGAAAUCAAGGUAGAAAUGUUGAAUGAAUUAAUUAAUGCAUUAAUAUUUCCCUCACGUUUAUUUUCUUGUUUGAUAUAUAAUUUCAAAAUUCAUCCUUUGAAUUUUAAAACCUUUACUUUUACUGUGGAAAUAUGCAAGUAUGUCAAGUGGGAAAGAGGGAGCAGCAUUGAUUCCACUGUUGCAAUUGAUCUAGGUUUUUGAACUUUUCCUUUAUUAUUAAUUAAUAUCAUAUAUCAAUAUAUAACUCUCCCAAGAAGAAUACCCUAGCAUGUACAAUUUGUGGCUCUGUUAAAGGCUGCCAUGGCUGCAAAUAUGCAAUUUUUUUCUUUUCAUCCACAGAAAGUAUUCUUAAAUCACGGAUAAUUAUUUACUUAAAAAAUAAGGUUGUGUGACUCUUAGUUAAUAUUUUCCAAAAUAUCAGUUUUUUGUUCCUUUGACUUGGUUACUGUGAAAAACCAUAACAAAUGUAAAUGGAAAGCAACCUGGGAGUGAAUUGCUUUUGGGUUGAUGGAAGACUGGUGCAGAAUAUGACAAUCCUAUUAACGUAUUUAAAACCUGGAACAAAAUUAAAACUUCAGGUUGUUACUAUAAAUGCCUUGCUUGUAUGGUCAUCCCUAGUCACCUGACUUUUAAAUUUUAAAUUUAGUUAAAAAUAAUGUAAAUAUGUUAACAUGUGUAUUGUAUGUGGAAACUGGGUUGUUAAAAUAGCCUUAUUCACCUUUUUAGGGAAGAAAACUAAACACAGCAAAACAAUUUUUGGUAACCAGCUUGUGUAAAUAUUAAAAUGUUUUUUAUAAACUCUUAAGUGAGAUGUUUUGUAUAAAAUCUGAAUUUUUUGCAAUGUAUUUUAGCUAUAGCUUGCUGUAAAGCAGUGUCAUUCUGUUCCCCUUUGCACUGUUUUAAAAAAUUGUUUAAAAAAGAAAAAAAAAGUUGCCAAACUGACUGCUGCAUAAUUGUGCCAUAGGUGUUUACCAUAAAUAUUUAUUUAACUUUUUUGUCCAGUUUGUAAGUAACACAGUAUUAUGCUUGAGUUACACCCUUUUUCCUUUUUUACUUAGUCUGUCAUAGUUUCUAGCUUUUAGUUCCACUUUGCAGUUACAAAUGGCCAGGCCAAAAAAGAACACAUUCCACAAGUCUGUUACAAACUGAAAUUGUUUUUCAAUAAAAUGUUUUUCCUAUGGA